CCUCUUUCCUCUACUUGCCCGUGCACUUUCGCUGUCUCUCUCUCUCGCUCACAAUCUACGAACCAUGGCGAAGGCGGGCGAAGGGCUGUUCAAGAAAUACAUUCCUAAGGACAUCCAUGAGAAAAUUCGAAACGUCCUGGAGUUCAAGCCCAAGGACCCCAACCGAGGAUGGCAGGUACCUCCGGCGAACGCUGCUACCCCAGGGCUAAACGCAAAGGAGUACCGCACGCCUGCACCCAACUCGCAGCCACAGGCGAACGUACCGGUGUCAGACAACCCCGACCUUCAGCACGACAUCGGGUACUUCAAGAGGGACACCAGGAGGGCGCCGCGACAGAUACACUCUUACGUGGCUCCUUCUCUCAGGAUGCUCGCGGAUGAACGGGUCAAGGCCCUCGAGCUUAUCUCGAAUGAGCUAGGACCUGAAGACCCGGCGCCAUCUCAGGGGAACAAGAACCCGGCCGUGCUCAAGUACGACCCCACAGGUCUUCGUAGCACCAUGUCGGCGACCAACGAGGCCUGGGCGGAAUCCGUCAAGAAGCACAUGCCCACCCACAACGUGAAGCCGUGGUGGUGGCAUUCCGAUGUGGACCACGUGGCCGAGGCACAGGCGAAGGGACUACCGCCCCCGCCGGGACGCCGCAUGGACUGGGAGGCACCGAAGAGCUCUAAGCUCGCCAGCUGGUAGAGAGAGAGAGAGAUAGCUUGGACAGACGACGCCGGUUUCUUCCGUGUUUGUGUCUGUUUUUUUGUCUCGACAAAAGUGUUCUUUGCUUGGUAGUGAUUGGGUUGGUCGCCAUGCGCCAUCGUUGGGUGCCAGGGUCUGGUCUCGCGGCAGAGGAGAAGCGGCUAUUGUUUGCGGCGGAGGAUAUGGGUGGGUGGAAGGCUCCUUGGCACCAGGUCGACUCUAGCUAGACGAGUCUCGGGGAGAGAGGGUUUCCUUGCAUAAUGCCGGUUCCUCUGGAAGUCGCUUUUGUUUCCCUUGAUGCGUUGUAGCGGGAGCCUUGUCCUUGAUGCAAAAAGAUUUCUGUCUCCAUGCUCCAUUUACUUGUUUGUUUUUCUUGAGCUUGGAUAGCUUUAAGCUGCUGGAUAGCCAGGGCAACGGAAGAUCAACGGGGAGAAAAAAGAGGUUACGGCAGUAGCGGUAGUGUUUUGUUUUCGGGGGGGGGGCUCUUGUAGACCGGCAAAGACACAUUGAUUCUGUCACACAUGCUUUUUUUACGCUGUUCCAUGUGUUUGGGGCUUGAUCGCUGUGACGCGAAACUGUCGCGCCAAGGACAGGGCCAGCUCUAAUCAUAUGGUCAUACGCAAACGUGAUUCGAUUCCAUGUUAUCAUCCUGCUCGGGGUGUGGUCCUGUUUGUCCGAUCGGUAUCAUGUUCUUAAACGAUCUCUCGAUCGCACCGACCGGUAGGCCGUUCCCCAUUUUGCUCCUUUUUUUUCUUUUCUGCUUCUUUUUUUCGGCAAGCAUCUGCUUGAAAAGUCCAAUCUGCUCGUUGGUUCUGCUCCUUUUCGUCCGUUAUGCCCUCCGUUAUGCUCGCUGUUUUGGGCCACUUUUGCUCUUUUCUGCUACUUUUCGGUGGAUAUGCCCUCUCGUAAUGCUUGUUUUUCCGUCAAC
Ectocarpus sp. CCAP 1310/34 is the source of this 1616-nucleotide messenger RNA. The record is from the annotation of a GenBank genome assembly. Lineage: Eukaryota; Phaeophyceae; Ectocarpales; Ectocarpaceae.